Molecule: messenger RNA, 3121 nt
Organism: Rhinolophus ferrumequinum (greater horseshoe bat)
Lineage: Eukaryota; Metazoa; Chordata; Mammalia; Chiroptera; Rhinolophidae
Gene: MAD2L1BP
Product: MAD2L1 binding protein
Exons: 4
Coding region: 697-1518 (273 amino acids)
Biological process (GO): regulation of exit from mitosis
Cellular component (GO): nucleus
Source: RefSeq, a predicted model, not a curated record
GCCUUUGCACGCAAAAGCGUUAGGGUGCUCUAGUUGGGUUCCUACUCUCCGCUCUCUGAGCGGGUCUUUUCGUAGGGAUUUUAUUUUGGGGGAUGGGACGGAGUGGUGGUGGCCGGGAGGAAGUUAGAGCCCCACGGCCUGGGGGUGGACAGUCACCAGAGGGCUUACAUCAGAAUCAAGCUUUGUGGGCGCUCCUUCAUUUAGCCCCUUAGCGCGAUCCCAGACAAGUUUUGGACCUAGAGAGUUAUAGAAUUCAGGGCCACUAGUCCCUGCAGCCUGCUGGCUCCGCCCCUGCCUCAGUUUCUUCCCCGACGGUCGACGUGCCGUAGGGGCAGUGCACCCGUUGAGGACAGCGCCUGUUUCUGGCUUGUUUGCUGCAGUCUCCAGCACCUAGGACAGGGCCUGGCACGAAGUAGGUGCAUAAUAAAUAGUGAACGCAGAAGAGAAUGGAUGCGUGAAGGCGAGUGUCCUUUGGAAGGCAGCAUUCAGUGGCUGAGAGCGCGUGGGUUCCCUGUGGGUUCGGUAUAUCGGGUGCGAGGGUGUCAGGGAGAGAGCGCAGGGCUCAAAUUCCACCCCAGCCCGUCCAGCACACUGCGGCUGCGCCGCGCGGCCGAGCCGGAAUUGAUGACGCGAGCUUCCCAUGAUACCUCGCGAGGCGCCCAUUCAAACCGCUCCUAAAAGGGAGAGGAGGUCGUGAUGGCGGCUCUGGAGCAGGAAGUGCUGUCCCCGGCCGCAGUUCCUGAUUUGGAGUGGUGUGAAGAGUCGGAGGAAACCCACGCCCCCCAGAUAGAACUCCUUGAGACUACCUCUGCCCACGAACCUCCCAGCUCUUCGGAGCCUUUUUGCCGCCGAGACUGCUUGGUGCCCGUCGUGUUUCCCGGGCCUGUGAGCCGGGAAGACUGCUGUCGGUUUACUUGUGAACUUAUAAAGCAUAUCAUGUACCAACGCCAGCAACUCCCUCUGCCUUAUGACCAUCUUAAGCACUUCUACCGCAAACCCCUCCAGGCAGAGGACAUGGUGAAGAAGAAAGCUCGGGCCACUGCGGAGGCGAGCAGCAGGACAUGCCAACAAACCCUGGCAGAACUGGAGAGUGUCCUCAGCCACCUAGAGGGUCUCUUUGCCCGGACACUAGUACCGCGAGUGCUCAUCCUCCUUGGGGGUAGUGUCGUAAGUCCCAAGGAGUUCUACGAGCUGGACUUAUCCCGCUUGGCCCCCACCAGCAUGGACCAGAGCCUGAGCACAGCGGCUUGUUUGCGCCGUCUCUUCCGAGCCAUUUUUAUGGCUGAUGUUUUCAGUGAGCUGCAGUCGCCUCCGCUCAUGGGCACGAUCGUCAUGGCACAGGGGCACCGGGACUGUGGAGAAGAUUGGUUUCGACCCAAGCUAAACUAUAGAGUCCCAAAACGGGGCCACAAACUGACUGUGACCCUGUCCUGUGGCAGACCCUCCAUCCCAGGCCCGGCCUGGGAGGAUUACGUUUGGUUCCAGGCACCCGUGACGCUGAAAGGCUUUCACGAGUGAAUGAGGAUGCUUCUUACUUGUGAACACAAUGGCUAAAUGAUUUUUCCUUCUGUGGCACCAAGUCACCCUUCUCUGGCUUGGAGGUAGUUGCUUCCUGGUAAGAGGAAGGUUCUGGCCUUCUGGCUGCCUGCUUCCCCUCCUCAGACUGCCUGGUGCGCUGAUGGUGGGGCUGGGACUGUAAUCCUCAUUGAAUCAAAGGUUGAUUUUCCCAGAGGAGGUUGAGUCAGGGUUUUCUGUUGGGGGUUGGAAAGCAAAUGUGGGCCCAUAGACAGACACUGUCAUGGACGUGGCCCUUUCCUGCAGCCUUUCAGGAUUUUUACCAGGGAUAUAUAAUGUGGGUAUGGCUCAUGAACUUAAAUAUAAAAUGAAUGAAUUCAUAUUAAAUUUUCCUGAAACUCUAGGCUUACAGAGACUUUCUCGGCUCGAGGCUAGGGUAUUUUAUGUUUCUCCUCGGUCUCUUAUGCUUCAGGGCUUCCAGGACUUUAUUUUUUUUUUUAAUAAUUAACGUUUCUUUCUCUUCAUCAGCCCCAUGCCAGUCAGGGAAGUGAAGUGACUUAGCCAAGGAUCUGUAGUGGUUUGCUAUCAGCACCGGGACUAGAGUCCGCGUCAGCUAACACCUAGCCCAACGUUCUUUCCCUGCCACAUACUGGUUUUGUGACCCUUAACGUGUGUGUGCCCAAAGCAGAGGUCACACAGGGGAAGGGGGCUGAGACACUGGGCUGAGAAAAGAAAACAAAGGGUCUUUGCAAAGCCUGGCUGAACCACAGGCUGAAACCCCGGGAAAGCCCCGUGGGAUCAGUUCCCUGAGGCCACACGUCCCUUCUGGAAUUCUGCCCAGCCUGUCUCCGUGGCAGUUGUUCGCAGCUGGCAGUCCUGUUGUCUAUGUUGUCCUUAGGCGAAGCCUGCCCUGCUGCCUGUGGCACUUCCUCCACUGCUGCCUCUCUGACGUGGCUGUCGUCAUCCUUUCUGUUAUCCUCUCUAGCUUGAUGCUGUCCUGACCACUAAACAUCGGUGCUGUUUAUCCCUGGGAACGCCUGCUUAGUCCUUGGAAGUAUUAGGUUGGUGCAAAAGUAAUUGCGGUUUUUGCAUUUAUUUUUAACCUUCUAAACCACAAUUACUUUUACACCAACCUAAUAAAUUGAACAGAGAAUCCUCACCGUACUGGUGUUAGAGAUUUGUGUGUGUGUGUGUGUGUGUGUGUGUGUGUGUGUGUAUACAUGGGAAUAAUAUAAAUAGAUACUAUUUUUUGUGUUUUAAGAAGAAUGUUUUGUUUUUAUGUUUUGUCAAGUAAACCAAAAAUAGUUUAUAUUUUAUGCUACCUUUUAAGCACUUUAUUAUCUAACCUAACAACCUUGCAAAGUUUUUAUCGUUGCGCCCACUUUAUAGAUGAGUCUUGAAGAGAUUGAAUAAAUUGCCUGCGUGUUGAAACCUGGAUUCAAACCCGUCCACCUGGCACCAGAGGCUGAGUGCUUUACCCUGUGCUGUGCAUAGCUGUGUGAUUUUAUUGUGAAAUAAUUAAAGAGGAUUUGCCCUACCAGAAUCAGUCAUACUGGAAACCUGCAGGACACCCCCACCUCCUUGCUUCAGAUUGUGUUUCCUGAUA